AUGGUUGACAUUGGCGAUUUUCGCUUUGGCGUUGCGACCGCUUCGCUUGGUAUGGCUGCCUUGCACACCCUCGAGCUAAAAUUUGCGGCCCUUCAAAAAUCUGGCUUUACGUGUUGCGAGCUAGGCUUUGGGGAAUAUGUCGCAUGGGUGCGCCGACGAUGUCCACACCUGCCUCCGUCGACUUGUCCCCCGGAAUGGUGCGAAGGCGACGAGCCGGACCCAAGCGACGGGGAGAUCUGGGAGGCGAUGGAUGCCCAAGCACCGAGGCUCAUUGCUUUGGCGGAAAGUUUUGGUCUGACGAUCAUGGCGCUACAGCCUCUGAAUCAGUUUGACGGUUGGCCUGAGGGCUGUGAAAGGGCGGAAUGGGUUCGGCGGAAAGCGGAGAGGUGGUUGCCUCUGUGCGCACAACUGGGUGUGAAGCUGCUGCAGGUGGGCUCCAACGAUCUUGCCGAGGCGAACGCUCCGGACGAGAAAACCGCGGCCGAUCUACAUUGGCUUGCCGAAUUGGGAGCACGACAAAGCCCCCCCGUCAGGAUUGCGUACGAGUCGUGGUGCUUCUCGAAGCGAGUCAACACUUGGGAGCACACUUGGGAAUUGGUACAAAUGGGGAAUCAUCCGAACUUGGGCCUCUGUCUCGAUGUUGCCCAUUUUCCACUCGCCCCGUCAUACGGGUGGGAUCCCCUCACCGGCGAAGGUUGGACAGAAUCGGAUUACGAAAAAUUGAUCGCAAGGCUCCGGACUGUCCCAGCCGAAAAGAUCUUUUACGUCGAGCUCUCCGACGUUCUCAAGCCGGUCAUACCGUUGGGACAGGGUAGCGAUUUUGACGCAUGGCGAGAAAAGAAUCGACCUUCUAGAGGUGACAACUUUGUCUGGGUAAUAUGCGGACGUCCUGUUCCAUUUGUCGGCAAGAGUGCUGGCAAAAGUGUCAAUUCUAACGACGAUAUGGGUGGGGGGCGGGUCCUUGAAUCCGUUAAGGCCAUACUCAGUACUGGAUUCAAAGGUCUCGUCAUGUUCGAGUUUUUCGAGGCGGUAGUCAUGGAGAGAGAGGACCCAUCGAUCCCCGAAAUUUACGCCGAGGCCUGUGCUACUUCGCAAAGGAUUUUCUCAAAAGCUAUAGAGGGGAUGUAG
Molecule: messenger RNA, 1128 nt
Organism: Coniosporium apollinis CBS 100218
Lineage: Eukaryota; Fungi; Ascomycota; Dothideomycetes
Exons: 5
Coding region: 1-1128 (375 amino acids)
Source: RefSeq, a predicted model, not a curated record